AUAACAACAACAAAAAACAUUGUAUAUGUAUAAAUAAAAUGAUCAAAUAUAUAAAAACAUUGUCGAUAAUAUAUACAAAUAAACUUUUUUUGCGCAGGUUUUAUCAUAGUUUGGUACUAAUUUCAAAGCUUUUAAGAGGUAAACAAUUUGAUCCAAAAAAAAAAAUUAAGAGGUAAACAAUUAAUGUAUGAUGUUUAAUUAAGUACGAAGUGGUUGUAUAACUUGUAUUCCUUCAAUAAAUGGUUGGACAUAUCGAAUAAUUGCCGCAGAUUAUAUCGAUGGUAGAUCCAUACCAAAUGAGCAUAUAACCCAAACUGUCUGUAAUAGCCCACCUCACACACAACAGAAGGACGAGCCAAGCAUCUUGACUUGAACUUUAAGCAACCCUUCUGCGCUUUUCAGUAUUUAUACUAAGUAGCUUAAUUAUGUGGUUUAAUCAUCAAAUGAAACAAUGUAACUAAAGACUCGUUCAAUGCAAGUUAAAACAAUCACACACACACACACACAACUAACAAAAACUCAUUUCUAAUUUAAGUAAAUCAAUCCUUAGCACACUACACACUCACUUUCUCACCAUAUUUCAUCCCAAAAAAAAAACCGAAAAUCCAGAAAUUUAGAAACCAAAAUAACAUUCCAGUUUUUGAAUACCUACGGCGGAGAUAUACAUUCUCUGACACUCUUUUCUUCAAUGCUGCCGAAACCGAUCGGACCAAACACAACUCUUGAAUCUCGGCCGCCACAUCAUUACAAUAACCCACAACUAGUGGUAAUCAUCCUCCUCGUCCUCUUCAUCGGUUUCUUCGCUCUAUGUUGCUGCAAAUGUUUCUUCCACACUCUCUCACAAGCUUGGGAUCGCCUUCACAGCAACGGACCACCCGAAAAUCAAAUCCAGUCACAACAAGAAACCGACGGUCAACCACCGGUUAACCCCGGUUUAGAGCAACAAAUCAUACAAUCCUUCCCAUUAUUCCCAUUCUCCUCAGUCAAAAAUCUCCGAGAAGAUAAACACGGACUAGAAUGCGCGAUUUGUCUUCUUGAAUUCGAAGAAGAACACGUCCUUCUCCGACUCUUAACAAAUUGUUACCAUGUUUUUCAUCAAGAAUGCAUCGACCGCUGGCUUGAAUCUAACAAAACAUGCCCUGUUUGUCGCCGGAACUUGGAUCCAACCGCGCCUGAAAACAUCAAAGAGCUGAUUAUUGAAGUCAUACACGAAAACAGCAACGGAAACCAAGAUCAAACGUCAACAUCAAACGAGGUUUUGCUAUCGAGACAGAGUAACGAGGUAAAGAUGGAGUCCUUACCGGAUAAAUUUUCGAGAUCGAAGACGACGGGUCACUCGAUAGUGAGGAAUAAACCGGAGGAGGAAGACCGGUUUACUUUGAGAUUACCGGAUCAUGUUAAGAUCAAGGUAACGAGAAGACAUAAUAAUAACCAAACAGAGAGUUGUAUUUCGUUUGGUGAGCUUAUGAGAAACAGAGAAGGCCGGUUUGGUGAACUCUCUGGUCAAUCGCUUGUACCGGAAUCAGAAAAUUAAAGAACAUUUUAAAUUUUAUUUUGUUCGUUAACUCUAAAAAGGAAUUUUUCAUA
Molecule: messenger RNA, 1587 nt
Organism: Brassica napus (rape)
Lineage: Eukaryota; Viridiplantae; Streptophyta; Magnoliopsida; Brassicales; Brassicaceae
Product: RING-H2 finger protein ATL30
Exons: 1
Coding region: 689-1534 (281 amino acids)
Source: RefSeq, a predicted model, not a curated record